Molecule: messenger RNA, 1789 nt
Organism: Engraulis encrasicolus (European anchovy)
Lineage: Eukaryota; Metazoa; Chordata; Actinopteri; Clupeiformes; Engraulidae
Gene: sirt3
Product: sirtuin 3
Exons: 8
Coding region: 170-1240 (356 amino acids)
Cellular component (GO): nucleus
Molecular function (GO): histone deacetylase activity, NAD-dependent; NAD+ binding
Source: RefSeq, a predicted model, not a curated record
UGCGCAUUGACAAGCAUGUCCUCGAGCUGUGCUGUGACAGGGUAUGUUUUGCUAGCCUAAAAUACCUAUAGCAGCAGAGUAGAUAGUAUCACUGUAUCUGUAUUCAUUUAAACUGUAGCACUUUAAUACUACUUGAGUGUUGUGUCGACAUAGAACAGUCGUUUUCCUAAUGACAUCCUCAGUAGUUCUGCAGCAUAGGUUGUGCUUUUAUCAACACAUAUUACGGACUUGCUAUACCCCCAAAGACUGUCAAACCUUCAGUAAUGCACGAAGGAAAACCCACAACUGGUGUGUCACUCAAGAAAGAAGGAAAAUCUGCUCAAAUUUGCAUCACUGGAGAGGCUUCAAUGCCUGCCAGUUCAGAAGACUAUUUGGAAGAAGUGGUGGGAACUCAAGCAAUCAGCCACCUCUGUCUCUGGAGGACAUAGCAAAGGGCAUCAGGGAUCGGGAAUACAAGCGGAUAGUGGUGAUGGCUGGAGCAGGCAUCAGUACACCCAGCGGCAUUCCAGAUUUCAGAUCUCCUGGCAGUGGUCUUUAUGACAACCUUCAGCAGUACAACCUUCCAUACGCAGAGGCCAUUUUUGAAAUCAACUACUUUCACCACAACCCCAAACCCUUCUUUGCUCUCGCCAAAGAGUUGUACCCAGGAAAUUACCAGCCAAACCUAAGUCACUAUUUCAUUCGUCUCCUUCAUGACAAGGGUCUGUUGUUGAGGAUGUACACCCAGAACAUUGAUGGAUUAGAGCGAAUUGCAGGUAUUCCGGCCAAGAUGCUUGUUGAAGCACAUGGGACUUUUGCAACUGCCACCUGCACUGUAUGCAGAAGAGAAUAUAAAGGAGAAGACCUGCAUGAUGAUGUAAUGAAGGGAGCCAUCCCAAAGUGCCCCACCUGUACUGGAGUCAUCAAGCCAGAUAUAGUGUUCUUUGGGGAGGAGCUCCCGCAGCACUUCUUUAUGUACCUCAAAGACUUUCCCAUGGCAGACCUCCUCAUCAUCAUGGGCACCUCUUUAGAGGUGGAGCCAUUUGCCAGUCUGGCUGGUGCGGUGCGCGGCUCAGUACCACGGAUGCUGAUCAACAGAGACCUGGUUGGUCCCUUUGCCUGGGGAUCCCCCCGGCACAAUGAUGUUGCUCAACUCGGAGAUGUGAUCAGCGGAGUCUCAAAGCUGGCUGAUGCUGUGGGCUGGUCAAAUGAGCUGAAAAAGCUUGUUUCUGCUGAGACUGAAAAGAAAAAUGAAGAGUGAGUUGACUACAUCCAUCUUCUCUGGACCUUGGGGCACGUAUCUGGUCUAUGAAUGGCACUUAUCUGCCAACCAACCAGUGGGUAACUGCCCAUCUCAGGGUCACUUGGUCAUGUGUACUGUACUGUAAUCUGUGUAUUGCACAAGGACUCCUGAAGGUGUUCAUCCAUAUUGUGGGGAAGAAGCCUAUUACGCUUGAAGACAAUGUGAAGGCCCUCUUUGGCUGUAAUUAUCAACUUGAUCAAAUUCUUUAUUGUGGCAUAGGGGGUAUCUUUUGAGUGUACUGUUCCAUGCAGACAUUGAGUAAUACUAAUGUAUAGUUGCUAAGUAUAAAACGUUUUGGUAGAAAUAAUGGAUGUAAACUAGAAUGAAUAGAGAACACUGCUGUUUCAACCACUCCUGAAUAUACAUUUUAUGCUGUUUUAUAGCCAUUUGUUUAUUUUAAGUAUGCAGUGUAUCACACAUUAACGGCACUAUGGUGUGUUAAAGAUUUUUAAUUUUCUCAUAAAAGGGUUUUGAGAAACUCAAAUAAAAAUAAAUAUUUUAACUUUA